GUUAAAAGUGCGUGCGCUCCGUUGAUGAAGCUUUAUGGUGCAAUCUUAAGUUUGGUGUUUUACCUAUUUGAAACAAAACUCUAAAGGGUUGGAGAGGCACUGCGUUUCUUUGAAUCUCUAGAGUUUGGAGUUUAUCUGGCUGUCUUACACAAGGCAAAGCCAGUAAGGUAUGGAGAAAGCAUUUGAUCCAGUGGGACUUCAGGCCAUUAAGGAUGAUUAUGAGAGAGCCUUUGAGUGCCUGGAUAGGGGACUGACAGAGGACGAGUCUGGAGACAAGGCUGUGGCCCUGGAGCUGUACAGGCAGGGGCGGCAGCACCUACUCAGGGCAAUUGGCGUGCCUUCUGGGGGGUCAGAGCGUGUGGGUCCCGCCUGGGACUCGGCUCGACAGAUGCAGCAGAAAAUGAGGGAGACUCUGAGUAACAUCACCAUCCGUCUGGCUGCUCUGGAGAACAUGCCAGAGCCCGAACCGACUGCUGCCCAUGGGGCGGCCGAGACCCUUGCCCAGCUCCUUUACCCAAAGCUGCCCGUGAAGGCAGAGUCAGAGAAGCCAGCACCAGCAAAGGGGAACAUCCAUGACAACCAGCUUCCCGGAGCGGCCGGCGGGCUUAUCUCGCUUCCGCAUCCACCCGUGAUGCAACAGGGUGUCCCGGGUGAGCUGCCCCCUGCCUACACUCCCCAGGCUGCUGACGGGCACCUCACCCUCUCCUACGGCACGGAGGUGGGAGAGCUGUCGCUGGUCAGGGAUGAGUUCCACAGGCCAGCACCCCUACUGCAGAGCCCCAACCUGGGGGAGGAGGGACAGGAGAUCCUCUUCCUUCCGCGGGGGGUGCAGAUUUUCUUCGUCACACCCGAGGGACACGUGAGUGCCCCCUCCUACCCGGGGUACCUGCGCAUUGUCAGUUUUGACAGACAGCACCUGGAAAGCGCCCCCAGUCAGCCACCUGCUUACCUGCAGGUGUGCGAGUGGGUGUACCCUCUGACCCCAGACUCCCCAGUUCUGCUGUGUAACACCGGGGUGUUCAUGUUCCCCGACACAAUGGCAAGCACACCAGGGUCCUACGUAGGUGUGGUGCUGUCCUCCGAGCUGCCCGCGUCAGACCACGAGCUGUUUCAGGACCACCUCUCGCAGCUGACUGAUCUCAGACUCCAGGCUCCGGAGGAGGCGGCGAGCGCAGACAAUCUGGGCGAGAAGGUGCCCUUGGAUGCCCCAGAGGAGGCUGCAGCUGUGAUGGUUGCACCGGAGGAGGAGAAGCCAGCGCCAGAGUGGAGCGAGAAGGUGGCCCACGGCAUCCUCACAGGGGCUUCAUGGCUGAGCUGGGGGCUGGUGAAAGGGGCCGAGUACACAGAGAAAGCCAUCCACAAGGGGGCGUCCAAACUGCGGGAGCACAUCACCCCAGAGAACGUGCCCGCUGAAGUCAACCCCAACGUUGCCAAGGGAUUGAAUGUUGCCAAGCAGGCCACCGGGGGUGCUGUCAAAGUGAGCCAGUUUCUAGUGGAUGGGGUCUGCACGGUAGCUGGACGCGUGGGCCGCGAGCUUGCGCCCCAUGUUAAGAAGCACGGGAGCAAGCUGAUCCCAGAGUCCCUGAAGAAGGACAAGAACGGGCGCUCCACCCUCGACGGGGCCAUGGUGGUGGCAGCCAGUGGGAUGCAGGGACUUGCAACCAUGUGGACUGGCUUGGAAACGGCAUCGAAGAGCAUCGGCAAGAGUGUAGCAUCAGAGACAGUGAGCACAGUGAAACAUAAGUACGGCGCAGAAGCCAGCCAGGCAACCAACAGUGCCAUUGACUGUGCCGCCAAUGUGGGCUUUGCGGCCUUCAACUUUGACCACCUGGCUAUCAAGGCAGUGACCAAGGCAGCGGGCAAGCAGACUGCAAAUACCAACCCAGGGGACUCCAACCCUCAAGGAAAAACGAAGAAGGAACAGGAAAAGUGAGAAGAAUAACAGCCUUAAUUCACUUUUAAAGUUCUUGUUCUCUCUUGUUCUGUACCUUUU
This is a messenger RNA of Megalops cyprinoides (Indo-Pacific tarpon), 1993 nucleotides long. It is a transcript of the gene sparta, whose product is annotated as spartin a. The transcript is spliced from 9 exons. NCBI's taxonomy places the organism in Eukaryota, Metazoa, Chordata, Actinopteri, Elopiformes, Megalopidae. The record is from RefSeq and is a predicted model, not a curated record. Gene Ontology annotation, biological process: negative regulation of BMP signaling pathway; cell division. Gene Ontology annotation, cellular component: plasma membrane. Bases 170 to 1933 code for a protein of 587 amino acids.